ACUGCGGAAAUUAUGUUUAAAGGAUCGACCGUGUCCAGAACGCUCAACAUUACUUCUGGCCAGUCUCUAACACUCAGUUGUAAGAACAUGAACAACCCACCUCCGACCUAUGUAUGGCACCAUCCAGGUGGUUUAGCAACGGAUGCAGUUUUAACAAUACCAAGUAUUCAACUAAAACAUGAUGGAGCCUUUACGUGAACAGCGCAAAACACCAUGCUAUCAUCAACGGGUAAAAAAAUUUCCGAGCAGAGCACAUCAGCAGUUAACGUUGUUGUAAUUGUUCCAACUACGUGUGUGUCGGUUGUCGGUGAACACGUGGACGUCGUUGUGAUGAAAGAGCACGAAACAAAAUAUUUUACGUGUGAGACCUCUGCCCGAAAACCAGUGACAACUUUUCAGUGGUAUAAGGACAAUCGUACACUAGACAAAAUUACAGAUGACAUACCGUUUUAUCCGUCGAGCUUUAAUACCACGAUUAUUGUGGAUUCGUCCGUUAGGAGCGUCCUAAAUUACAAAGCAGCACGUCAUGAUCAUAGUGUGAGCAUAUAUUGCACAGCGAACAAUGUUGGAGCAGUUUCGGUAUCAGAGACAAAAAUAAAGUUGAUCAUAUCAUCUCGUGUUCCGUAUACACCAGAAGAGCCUGAUUCAAACGAUUCAACCGACGAACUAGACAGUGGUAUUUUGACGGCCUUGGCAGUCUUACUGUGUAUGCUGCAUGGUAUGUAAUCCCAAACCAUAACCGACUGCGUACAAGAGUGAGAGUGUGGAAUAUGACUUUUAAUUCUAUGAAUGCACGUGUGAACUAUUGUAAGAAAAAACAACUUGUUGUUAACCUGCAAGAAAUUUUCAAACGCAUUUUUAAUGGUUGAAUAUAUUACGAACACCAAUUCUAUGUAUAAUUAAUUGUUCAUGACUAUUCAGAGUAUUCCUAACAAAAUCAACAUUGGUAAAUCAGAAAGCAAAGCGUAUAGGAUUGACUGUGGGUUCCGAUAAAGGACUUAAUAAUUUCUUUGAGAAUAAGUGGUGUCGCGUGAAAGAAGAUACCAUGAAAUGAUAUGUUUGUGACUUUUAAGA
Molecule: messenger RNA, 1074 nt
Organism: Dreissena polymorpha
Lineage: Eukaryota; Metazoa; Mollusca; Bivalvia; Myida; Dreissenidae
Exons: 3
Coding region: 214-726 (170 amino acids)
Source: RefSeq, a predicted model, not a curated record